AUGCAUACCAAUAUAAAUACCAACUUCGCAUUUGUGUUUAUGGGUGUUUCUGGAAUCACUAGCAAGACAGUCUUAACCUAUAUUUCUGAUAUACACACUCCUCGCUCGGUGUGCAGUGAAAGUUGUCCACCAGGACUAAGAGUAGCUGUGCAAGAAGGGAAGCCACUUUGCUGUUUUGAUUGUGUUUCCUGCCCUACUGGAGAAAUUACAAACCAGUCAGAUGCCAGAGAAUGUUUAAGAUGUGCUGAAGAUCACUGGCAUAAUGAGAAGCACACACAGUGUAGGCCUAAAGUUGUGGACUUUCUCUCCUAUGAAGAACCUUUAGGACUUUCCUUGGCUUUUUUUGCAAUUUACCUUUCAGCGGUUAGCGCUUCCAUUUUGGGACUGUUUGUUAAGAACCAAGAAACUCCAAUUGUAAAAGCCAACAAUCGUGAAAUCAGCUACCUUCUCCUGCUAUCACUCUGCUUCUGUUUCCUGUCUUCUCUCAUAUUCAUUGGAGAGCCCAAGAAGAUGAGCUGUUUGCUGCGGCAGAUUGGAUUUGGCAUCAUAUUUUCUAUCUGUGUAUCCUCCAUUUUGGCAAAGACCAUUAUUGUUGUUAUUGCUUUCAAAGCUACUGUGCCCAACAGCAAACUAAGAAAAUGGGUUGGACUGAAAACACCAUUCAUGGUUAUACUUUUCUGCUUUCUAAUCCAAGUCAUUAUAUGCUGUGUUUGGAUAGCUAAUACUCCAUCUUUCCCAGAGAGAAAUAUGAACUCACAAGAUGGAAAGAUAAUUCUUCAGUGUAAUGAAGGUUCCAUUACUGUUUUUUAUUGCAUGCUGGGAUAUCUUUUUUUCCUAGCAUCUGUGAGUUUCAUUGUUGCUUUCCUUGUUAGGAAUCUGCCAGACAGCUUUAAUGAGGCCAAGUAUAUUACUUUCAGCAUGUUAGUGUUCACAAGUGUUUGGGUGUCUUUCAUUCCUGCCUACCUUAGUACAACAGGAAAGUAUAUGGUUGCAGUAGAGAUAUUUGCUAUUCUGGCUUCAAGUGCUGGGCUACUAGUAUGCAUAUUUUUCCCAAAGUGCUACAUAAUUUUGUUCAGGCCAAAUCUGAAUACCAGGGGAAAUGUUGUAGGAAAAGGAAAUACAGGCUACAAAACAUAA
Protopterus annectens (West African lungfish) is the source of this 1137-nucleotide messenger RNA. Its product is annotated as vomeronasal type-2 receptor 26-like. Gene Ontology annotation, biological process: G protein-coupled receptor signaling pathway. The transcript has 3 exons. Lineage: Eukaryota; Metazoa; Chordata; Ceratodontiformes; Protopteridae. Bases 1 to 1137 code for a protein of 378 amino acids. Gene Ontology annotation, molecular function: G protein-coupled receptor activity. The record is from RefSeq and is a predicted model, not a curated record. Gene Ontology annotation, cellular component: membrane.